UCAGCCUUGGCGUUCUCAUCUCAGGCCAGCAGGAAGACCAAGAAGAAGGAAGGGGGUGCCCUGCGGGCCCAGAGGGCGUCAUCCAAUGUCUUCUCCAACUUUGAGCAGACCCAGAUCCAGGAGUUCAAGGAGGUGAGGUUCUACUCGGGACCAGGAACCCUCCACCCUGAAGCUCCUGCCCAAGGGGACCCCUGGGAGUCAUAAUGCAGGUGACAAGACCCUGCAUGAUUCUGGAUCCAGAGCCAAUGCGGGGGCACCUGUCCUCAUUCAGUGCAGCCGGGCCGACAGCCCAGUGACCCUGGCCUUGGUUCCAGGCAUUCACACUAAUGGAUCAGAACCGAGAUGGCUUCAUUGACAAGGAGGAUCUGAAAGACACCUACACUUCCCUGGGUACGUGCCCUGGGGAGAACUCUGCCUCAGCCCCCCCCCCCCCCAGGAGUGUCCUCCAAUCCCAGAGAGCCUCCCUCUGCCUCUGGCCCCGAAGCCUGAUCUGACUGCCCACUGGCCAAGAGGAGAUGCGCCAGGCCUCUGCUGGGGAGAAAUUCCCCUCCAGCUUGAUCAGAGUGGGCAGAGGGCCCCACCAGGUGGGCAGUGCAACCCAGGCCUGGGCAUCCCAGAGAGGGAGGUGGGACCAGGGCUCUAGGGAGGAGCUGAUGCCUCUGCAAAGGGAGGCUUGCCCUCCCACCUCCAGACACAGUGGGGCGGCCCAGGCAGGGAGCUGAGAGACAGCAGGGAGGGCUGCUUGUGCUCCUCUGAAGAGCCCAAGGUUGGUCCCUCCGGGGUGGCACAGCCCAGCCCACGGCCCUCCCUCCACUCCCCAUCUGAGGACAGCUGUCCUUGGAGCUGGGGAUGCCAGGCUGCUUUCUACCAGGGCAGGUGCACACAGACUUGCCUUCCCUCCAGGCCCCCUCAUGCCCAGGUAAGCAGAUCACAGACGUUCCCGGCGGCGGGCUCCUCUUCCCAGCUCAGCCCACCUCCGGGGCUGGGGUUUGGCUUCUGUUGACUCUGAGAAGCUGCCCUCACCAUGCCUGGGCCCAGGAUCCCUGCACUGGCUCACCUCCCUCCCUCCCUCCAGCCUCCCCCGCUUUGUUCUGGGGUAGCCUGGAGAAUGACCCCGUGGGGCACCUGCCUCAACCACAAGGCAUCCAGGGCCGGUGACAUUCCUGCCCAGGGACUCUCCCUCAUUCCAAGAUAGGCAAAACCAAUGUCAAGGACGACGAGCUGGACGCCAUGCUCAAGGAGGCCUCCGGGCCCAUCAAUUUCAACAUGUUCCUGAACAUGUUUGGGGAGAAGCUGAGCGGCACGGAUGCAGAGGAGACCACUCUCAACGCUUUCAAGAUGCUGGACCCGGACGGCAAAGGCAGCAUCCACAAGGACUACAUCAGGCGGCUGCUCAUGUCCCAGGCCGACGAGAUGACUGCCAAUGAGGUUUGGUCCCUCGCCCCCUCCUUCCCCAAGUCCCUCUGUGAAGCCCAAGCAUGGCCCUCAGGGCUCGGGGGGGGGGGGGCAGGAGGAAGAUGCACCCCAGCCCCCAGAGGCUGUAGCAUGGGAUGGGUGGGACACCCAGUGUCCAGGAGGGGAACACCUGCCCUGGCCCCACCCCUUGUUCUGCAGGGUCUCUCCCCCACCUUCCUUCCCCCCAGGCACAGAAACAAGACAGCCUGGAGCCCUGCAAUUAUAGCCAGUGCAUGUAAUUCGCCCGCUAGCUGUGGCCUUGGGGACACUCCCACUCCCUCCCACUCCUGCCUGGGCCCCACACUCCACUGCCAAACUCCUAGGUUGACCAGAUGUUCCAGUUCUCCACCGUUGAUGCUGCAGGAAACCUGGACUACAAGGCUUUGA
This is a messenger RNA of Sus scrofa (pig), 1842 nucleotides long. The record is from RefSeq and is a predicted model, not a curated record. Lineage: Eukaryota; Metazoa; Chordata; Mammalia; Artiodactyla; Suidae.